UUGGAUUUGCAUUUUGUUUUUGGUUUACGUCUUCACCAAAAUUGCAACAAGGGCCAUUGCUGUGUGGUGUAUUAGUCUGAAAUAUUUAAAUAUCAACAAGAAUUAAGAAAUGAAGUCCAAAAAGCGUCGCCAUACAUCAUCCGAUGAUUCCGAUGAUUCGGAUGCAAGUUGUAAUAGCAGUUCUUCUGGCAGUGAUAGUGACGAUUCUUCCGCAUCGGAGCACCGCUAUAGCAAAAAGAAAAGGAAACGUGCUGAUUCUUCGGACUCCGAGAGUGAAUCAGACGAUCAAAAACGCUCAAAAAAGCGUAAGCAUAAGAAAAAGAAGAAGAAGCAUGGCAAGAAGAAGCGCCGGUCAGAUUCCGUGGCAGUGAGUGGGUCGGGCGCUGAGGAAGUGUCUUCGGUCAGCGAAGGCGAGAUAUCGAAGAAAAAGCGUAAACAUAAGCAUAAACACAAGCGUGCACGAAGUUCGUCGGCCAGUGUUCGAGAUGAAGAGCAAAUGCAACGUCGCCUCCACAGUGUAGUAAAAGAACGUCGCGGUUCCUCUGAAGAACGCAAUCAACCAAUACGGACAUAUUACAAUCAGAAAGAAUACCAAAGAUCAGUAUCACCGGAAGAUUAUGAAAGGGAUCGAGAAGUGCAAAGGUUCUACCGGGGCUCCAGUAAGGAGAGGCGGCACCAGUAUCCAGAUCAGUAUCAGCACUAUGAUAGGGGGGAUCGUAAUGAUAGAUAUUCACAAUAUCGCCAUGAAAGAAAUUAUAGGAAUAGAGAGAAGUAUGGUCAAAGCUCUCAUUAUCAUGAUGCUAAUGAAGAUUAUAGUAGAAGGCAGAGGGAUUAUGAGUAUAAAAGGAAUCAAAGGUUUGAAGACCACAGGUCUCCAGAGGAAGAGUAUCAAAGGAGACCAAGAGAACAAGAUGAACGGUACCAUCCAAGAGAAGAAAUGAGAGGUUACAACCGCUACAAUCAAUAUGAAGAAAGAUCCGGGCCUAAAAGGCGUGACUUUGAUGAGAGGCGAGACUUCCGUGAAAGGCGAGGUCAACCUGAAAAUGACCGUUACCGUGAAAAAGAGUACCCCGACAGGAAGGAGAGAUACCAUGAAGAAGCUUACUCCUCCGAUAGACCUCGUGACGCUCGUCGUGAGAAGCCCAUGAGCGCAGCUAGACGACCAGAUAAGCCUUCAGCCUCUAAUAACAGAGAACGUUCAAGAUCCAGAAGUCAAGAAGAGCGUUUCAAAGAGCAGAAACGCCGACCUGAAAGACAAGAGAGGCCGGAACCGAGAGAGGAGCGGUACAGGGAGGGGCGCGGCGAGGAGAGACGGGAGCGACCGGAGCGGCCGGAGAGGCCGGAGAGGCCGGAGAGGCCCGCCAGGGACGACGACAGGAAUGCGGAGCGAGCCAGGCCUGCGGUCAAAACUGAGCCCAGGGCGCGAGAUCGGAAGACCAGAUUUGCUGAUGCAGAGGAUAACAAAGAAUACAGUUGGGGCAAAGAAGAGGUUAAGAAAGAAGAUGGCAAAACUCCAGCUGAUAAAGAAAAGCCCAACUUCGGUUUGUCUGGUAAACUGACGGCUGAUGCUAAUACCGUCAAUGGAGUAGUGAUCAAAUAUACUGAACCGGAAGACGCUAAGCAACCCAAGAGGAGAUGGAGAUUCUAUCCAUUUAAAGGCGACAAAGCGCUACCAAUAUUGUACAUUCACCGACAGUCUGCGUUCUUAAUUGGUCGUGACAAGAAAGUAGUGGACAUAGCUCUUGAGCACCCUUCUAUCAGUAAGCAGCACUCGGCGCUACAGUACCGCGCGACGCCCUUCACUAGGCCCGACGGCUCACAGGGCCGUAGGGUUAGACCGUACGUCAUUGAUCUAGAUUCGGCAAACGGAACAUUUGUAAACAACAAGAAGAUUGAACCGCGUCGGUACGUGGAGUUGCUCGAGCGUGACGUAGUCAAGUUCGGGUUCUCGCAGCGGGAGUACGUGCUGCUUCAUGAGAACAGCAAGGACGACGCUCAAGAUGAUGACAACCAGGAUGUUCCACCUCUCGGAGCCAAUGUCACCACCACCGAGCAGUUGAAACACGAGAAGAGGGUAAAACAAGAAAUAGCCGAAGACGGGGAAUAAAACAGCUGUUUAAAGUAAGAUCCAAAUAGAUUGUUUUAAUUUAGUAUAUUAAGAAAGAAGGUAUAUUUUAUUUUAACUUUUAUUUUUAUUCUUCGUGGAUAAGUCUACGUUCAGAUUAGGGUUUCACACGUGGUAUCUCGUUGACUAAUUUACCUACCUCGAUUGUUUUUUUAAAUUAUGUAUGACGAAAAGUAACAUUACUGAAAUGUUAGUAAGUAGAUGGAGAACUGUUACUCAUAUCAUAUUCUUUAUUCAAUAUUACGUAAUGGAUUUGGCAAACAUAAGUCUUAUCUAUUUUUCUUCAAAUCAGCAAAUAUUUAACUAAUCAAAGUAUAUACUUUCUUGUAUUGAUGUUAGAAAUUGAUGUCUACUCCUUAGGUCCAUAGUUUUCUGUCAUAUAAUAAUUAUGUAAUUCAUAGAUGAAGGCAAUUCGUUUAAUUGGAUAAGUAGCAAGCAACAUGCAAUUUAAUGGUUAUCUUUGGCAUGUACACUUCGUACUUAGUUCACCUAAUAUUUACCUACGUAAAAAAUGUAUAUUAUGGCAUGCACAUUACUCUUAUAACUUGUAUAAGGACAACUAAUUUAAUAGUUGGCUGUAUAAUAUCUAAGUAGUCAAUAAAUUAAUCCUUUAUCAAAUAAAUAAAAAUACUUCAA
Molecule: messenger RNA, 2761 nt
Organism: Trichoplusia ni (cabbage looper)
Lineage: Eukaryota; Metazoa; Arthropoda; Insecta; Lepidoptera; Noctuidae
Product: smad nuclear-interacting protein 1-like
Exons: 12
Coding region: 110-2107 (665 amino acids)
Biological process (GO): miRNA processing
Cellular component (GO): nucleus
Molecular function (GO): mRNA binding; protein binding
Source: RefSeq, a predicted model, not a curated record